Molecule: messenger RNA, 531 nt
Organism: Tetrahymena thermophila SB210
Lineage: Eukaryota; Ciliophora; Oligohymenophorea; Hymenostomatida; Tetrahymenidae
Product: zinc finger, C3HC4 type (RING finger) protein
Exons: 1
Source: RefSeq, a predicted model, not a curated record
AUGGUGGAUUUAUCUGGGGAUCAAAAUUUAAACAUUAAUAGAGGUUUAAGCGAUCAUGAAUUAGAAAAACUUGAAUCUAUUACUUAUGAAAAUUUUUAAAAGCAAUAUUAAGCUCAGAACCAAAAUUAAUAAAGCAAUUUAAAAGAAAAGACAAUUAAAAACUAAUAAAAUGAUUUCAAUAAUAUAGAUAACAAUAACAUUAAUAUAAAUAAUAAUAAUAAUAAUAAUAAUAGCUUUUAGAUUAAAAAUAAUUCCCUUAUCUAAGCAAAUAAAUUUACAUCAGUAAGUCCAGUAAAUAAAUCUUAGCACUCUAUAAAAUCUGUAAAUGUGUUUAUGAAUUCUUUAAGUGUGAGCUUAGGGGACAAAGAUAAAUGCUCAAUAUGCUUGAUUGAAUAUGAAAUAGAUGAAAUAGUAAUUGUUCUUCCUAAAUGUAAGCAUUAUUUCCAUUAUGAUUGUAUUAAGCUAUGGUUCUAAUCUAAUUCAAAGUGCCCCUUUUGCAGGGAUAAUAUAAUACUAAGAUUAUAAGAGUGA